This is a messenger RNA of Octodon degus (degu), 762 nucleotides long. Its product is annotated as spartin-like. The transcript is spliced from 2 exons. NCBI's taxonomy places the organism in Eukaryota, Metazoa, Chordata, Mammalia, Rodentia, Octodontidae. The record is from RefSeq and is a predicted model, not a curated record. The annotation marks the transcript as partial.
CUGCGCCCCGCGUCAGCGCGAGCAUCGCCCGCGAUCCCCGCCGGCCUCCCGAAGGGGCGGCGGCCGGUCUUCUCGCAGGAGGGCCACGCCCGCGGCAGCCGAGACGAGACGGCGAGUGGCUCUGUCCUGCGAGCACAAGCGUCGCUGUCGCUAGGGGGGCGCUCCUCGGAGCACUGCCUCUGCCGAACUCCGUGGAAAAGUUGUCCGUGGUCCGCGCGCCGUCCCGGACGGGGCAGCAGCGACGCGGGCCUCGCGGGCGGCCGGGUGCCCUCUGGGUGCGGGGACUGCGAAAUGGAGCAAGAGCCACAAAAUGAAGAACCUGCUGAAAUUAAGAUUAUCAGGGAAGCAUACAAGAAUGCCUUUUUAUUUGUUAAUAAAGGUUUGAAUACAGAUGAAUUAGGGCAGAAAGAAGAAGCAAAGAACAACUAUAAGCAAGGAAUAGGACACCUUCUGAGGGGAAUCAGCAUUAUUACAACAGAGCCUCAACACACAGGCCCCGGAUGGGAUUCUGCUAGACAAAUGCAGCAGAAAAUGAAAGAAACACUACAGAAUGUACGCGCCAGGUUAGAAAUUCUAGAGAAGGGUCUUGCCACCUCCCUACAAAAGGAUCUUCAGGAAGUACCCAAGUUACAGCCAGAAUUUCCACCUAAAGACAUCUAUGAAAAGUCAAGAGAGCCUCAGUCCUUUAACUCACCUCAGCAUACUGAAAUAAAUGAUAACACAGCAACUACCAGUUCAGGACCUACUGUUGCACCAUCUUCU